Messenger RNA from Oryctolagus cuniculus (rabbit), 1883 nucleotides. The record is from RefSeq and is a predicted model, not a curated record. Lineage: Eukaryota; Metazoa; Chordata; Mammalia; Lagomorpha; Leporidae.
AACCCCUUGGAGGCGAGCGCGCAGUGCGUGGGAAAGUUGUCGGCAGUGAAAGUGCCACGUCUUCCAAGCAGCGGGAGAGGCCCUUGUGCCCGAGCCUUGGACGCCCUUCUCAGCACCCUGUGAGCUCCGGCCGCGGUCUCGACUCCGCCGGGCACCUCUGCGCCAGCGACAUGAGGUUUGUCUUGUGGAACGCGGUCUUGACGUUGUUAGCCACGGCCCUGAGCGGGGCUCUGAUCCCCGAGCCAGAAGUGAAAAUCGAAGUCCUGCAGAAGCCGUUCAUCUGCCAUCGCAAGACCAAAGGAGGGGACUUGAUGUUGCUGCACUACGAAGGCUACUUGGAGAAGGACGGCUCCUUGUUUCACUCCACUCACAAGCAUAACAAUGGGCAGCCCAUUUGGUUUACUCUGGGCAUCCUGGAGGCUCUCAAGGGCUGGGACCUGGGCCUAAAGGGGAUGUGUGUCGGAGAGAAGAGAAAGCUCAUCAUCCCUCCUGCCCUGGGCUAUGGAAAAGAAGGGAAAGGUAAAAUUCCUCCAGAGAGUACGCUGAUAUUCAACAUCGAUCUCCUAGAGAUUCGAAAUGGACCAAGAUCUCAUGAAUCCUUCCAAGAAAUGGAUCUUAACGAUGACUGGAAGCUCUCUAAAAAUGAGGUUAAAGUGUAUUUAAAGAAGGAGUUUGAAAAGCACGGUGCAGUGGUGAAUGAAAGCCAUCAUGAUGUGUUGGUGGAGGAUAUUUUUGAUAAAGAAGAUGAAGACAGAGAUGGAUUUAUAUCUGCUAGAGAAUUUACAUAUGAACACGAUGAGUUAUAGAGACAUCUGCCCAGAGAAUUUACAUACAAACACGUGACUUAGAGAGCUCUCUCUGCCCAUCUCUACAGCAACCAUCUUUAAACAGAGGGUAAUUGCCCUUACAGUUUUAAGUGUUCUGUUCUUGUUUUUUUUAUAUUUUUAUAUUUUUCUGACUAUUAUUUAAAGAACCCCUGAAGUUUUCUAAGUAUGCAUUUCUUUCUGUUAAGUUAUUGGGAAAAAACAAUUAAUUUGUCUUUGAAUAGAAGACUUCUGGACCAUUCUCUGCUUUUCACAUGUGAAGCCUUGUUUUACUUGCUUACUUAUUAAUUUAAAAACACUGUAAUGGAGGAGGGGGCUGGCGCUGUAGGGCAGAGGGUUAAGCCUCUGCUUGGGAUGCCUACAUCCCACAUAUGUGUUUUGCUUUGCUACUCCGUGUGUGAUCUAGCAUCCUAUAAAUGCAACUAGGAUGCAGCAGAUGAUGGCCCAAGUGCUUGGGUUCCUGCCACCCACGUGGGAGAUCAGGACAGAGUUCUUGACUCCUGGCUUUAGCCUGGCCCAGCCCUGGCUGUUGUGGGCAUUUGGGUAGUAAACCAGCAGGUGACAAAUCUCUCUCUCCUGCAAACUUUGUCUCCAUCACUCUGCUCUUCAAAUAAAAUAAAUCUUUUUAUUUAAAACAAAUAAACUUGGAACUGGGAGCAUACUGAAAUGUGAGACCAGGUUAUAGUACAAAUCGGCACUUUAUGUUUCUGCUUUCCUCUAUUUUUAUCCAAGUUAAAUACUGAGAUACUUUAAAAGCCUUUUUGCAAGAGGCCAAGACUUGUGGUUUUCAUGUUUUAAUGAAGUGAUUUGAGAAAAGUGGUUGUUGGGCUUUACUUUUUAGCAGCUACUGCUUUACUAAGGAGUUGCGCAAUGCUGAAGCAAGGAGCAAAGUUAAUACGUUAUAAAUAAUUAUAAAUACUUGUGCAUUGAAAUAGUCAGCCUGAGACUGAAGCUACAUGAAGCUUAACUCAUAGAAACCAAUGGAUUCUUAAAUAGGACAGGUCAUUUACAUACCUGUUUCUUUGUAAUAAAUCUCUCAAAAUAUUGUAGCAGACAUAA